AGAGAAGGGGCAGCUCUCCCAGCCAUCUUGUGGCAGCAUCCAGCGAGCUGGUCGCAUCAAGCCUCGUAGAAUCGGAGGUGAAUCCCGUUGAAGGGGCGCCAUCAUGCCCGGACACCUGCAAGAAGGCUUCGGCUGCGUCGUAACCAACCGGUUCGACCAGUUAUUGGACGACGAGUCCGACCCGUUCGAGAUCCUGAAAGCUGCCGAAAACAAGAAGAAGGAGGGGGCCGCCGCUGGUUCCACCAAGACCGCGGCUCAAGCCGCCAAGCAGCCGAAGAAGGAGUCACAGAAGGACAGAAAAAACCCGCUGCUGGACAAAAAGGAAGAGUCCCAGGCGCCGGUUCCCCUGAAGAAGGAAGGUAUCAGGCGGGUGGGGAGAAGACCGGACCAGCAGGGCCAGUCUGGAUCCCAGCACCAGGGUGGGCAGGGCGAGGGGCGACCCGGAGACAAGAGGCCGGACCGGAGACCUCCUCGCGAGCGCCGCUUUGAGAAGCCCGCUGAAGACAAGCCUGAGGGAGGUGGAGAGUUCUCUGCGGACAAGCCUUCUGGAGACAGGCCCCCGAGAGGGCGUGGUGGCGGCCGGGGUGGGCGUGGUGGAAGAGGUCGAGGCAUGGGCCGAGGAGACGGCUUCGACUCGCGUGGGAAACGAGACUUCGACAGACACAGCGGCACUGACAAAUCCAAUCAGAAAACUGAGGAGAAGCGCAGUGGCAGUGGCUCACACAACUGGGGCAACGUGAAGGAAGAAGCCAGUGAGGCUGAACAGACUGCAGCUCCAGAGACGACCCCAGAGGGAGAAGAAAACGCACCAGCCGGCUCCGAAAACAAAGAGAACGAGGUCGAGGAGGUGAAAAACGAAGGCCCCAGAGAGAUGACCCUGGACGAGUGGAAGGCCAUGCAGGACAAGGAGCGCACCAAGGUGGAGUUCAACAUCCGGAAGCCCAACGAAGGAGCCGACAGCCAGUGGAAGAAGGGAUACGUGCUGCACAAGUCCAAGAGCGAAGAUAGGCCCGUCGGUGCUCUGAUUGACGCCUCGGAGACGGAAGCAGACUCUCACACUCUGUACCACAAGCCGGGGACCGCCGACGAGUCCGCCGACCACCAUUUCCGCAAACCAGCCAACGACAUCACAUCUCAGCUGGAGAUCAACUUCGGAGACCUGGGCCGCCCCGGCCGCGGGCGUGGGGGCGCGCGUGGAGGCAGGGGAGGCCGCGGCGGGGGAGGCAGCAGGACGGCACGUGGGGGAGGACGGUCCGAAAAGGCCAGUGGAGUGUCAGUCCCCAACGUGGAUGAUCCUGAAGCCUUCCCAGCUCUGGCCUAAAGGCUCCUUCUUUCACCACCAGCCCACCCAUCAGCCCUUCCGGGGCCCCUCCUCUACGAGGCUUGCAUGCUUACCACAUCUUCAAGUAUAUAAGAAAAAACAAAGAGAGAGAGAAAAAAAA
This is a messenger RNA of Stegastes partitus (bicolor damselfish), 1442 nucleotides long. RefSeq names its product SERPINE1 mRNA binding protein 1b (gene serbp1b). Gene Ontology annotation, molecular function: mRNA 3'-UTR binding. Gene Ontology annotation, cellular component: nucleus; cytoplasm. Lineage: Eukaryota; Metazoa; Chordata; Actinopteri; Pomacentridae. Bases 104 to 1321 code for a protein of 405 amino acids. The transcript is spliced from 9 exons. The record is from RefSeq and is a predicted model, not a curated record.